Rhagoletis pomonella (apple maggot) is the source of this 990-nucleotide messenger RNA. RefSeq lists its product as uncharacterized. The coding region runs from base 150 to 836 and encodes 228 amino acids. Lineage: Eukaryota; Metazoa; Arthropoda; Insecta; Diptera; Tephritidae. The transcript has 3 exons. Gene Ontology annotation, molecular function: DNA binding. The record is from RefSeq and is a predicted model, not a curated record.
CAAGAUGCUGAGAGACAAAAUCACUUUAAUUGAGCGUAUUAAUAACACAUUAUGAAACUGGCCCCCUUUAUCUCAAGUCCUAUUGGUAUAUUGAGAUCAAUAAAAUUGUGAGAAAGUAUAUCCCUAGAGCUGCUGUUACCGCAGCUGCAAUGAGUAUUGCAAUGGGUCGCAUAAGGAACAAAAAAAUUUGGCUCUACUUCGAUCGGAUAUCGGAUUAUGCGGCGCGCUGUAAGAACUGCAAACUAAAUUUGUCUUGCAAACAUACUUCAGCAAACUUGGUCCGUCAUUUGUAUUACAAGCACCAUGUUGACGCGAGCUACUACGGUGCAGAACGUACUGGGUUUCUAAAGCAAAAGCGCGGAAGAAUUAAUCAACGUUCUGAAGUUGGCCUACAAGUAGCAUCUGCGUAUCUACCGCCGGUACUAACUGCAACUGAUCCAUUCGAUCCACUUGCGGUAAUAAAACAAGAAGUUGUCCCAUUAAAACUUGUACGUUGCAAUGGAUCCGAUGAAGAUGCUGAAGACCAUGAAGAUGCGUGUUCGGUACAUGAAUAUCAUCAAGUGAACCCGCCGCUUUCUUCGUCAUCGCAACACUCUCCUUCCGUAGAGAUAAACGGAAACAUCGAUAUUAAUAACGCUAAACGCACAGAGGAAGGCAACGUACAGGAGGCAGUUAAUGUUCAAAUGUGUAUGGAAAACACUCACUUAAAAGAAAAACUUAUGGCCGAAACACGAUACUACAAUGAAAUGGCUGAAUUAGCACGAUCCAAACGAAUUAUGAUUGAACUGCAGAGUAAGAAGCUUAUGCUGGAAAUGGAAACAAUGCGCUCCAGCUGACUAGUGACUACCAGUCGAAUUCCUCAAUCGUUCUCGCAUUGUUGGUAAAAAUUUUAAAAAUUGUUUAACAUGAAUGUUGAAUCAAAUUUAACCUUUACAAUUAAUGAACGUUUAUUUAUUCUCUUAAUAACAGGCAUGAAAAAAACUACAAAAA